CUGCCCUGUGUUUCGAUUGUCCUUAAAAACCCACAACAACCUCUGCCAAAGAUCUCAAGCUCCCUCAUUUCCUAACUAAUUGGCGCAGUCAACAAGAACUCAGAAAAUAAGAGAGAGAAAAUGGAAAACAUGGAGCAUCAAGGUUCUGCAAAACCUGAAAGAAAGACAAUCGAGAAACUGAGGAGGAUGAAUAUGAAAGCCCUCUUCUCCAAGCUUAUGGCUCUCACACCACAGCAGAGCUCUAAGGAAGCGAUUUCGAUGCCGGAUAGGCUGGGGGAGGUGAUUGAGUACAUAAAGAAUUUUGAGAAAAAUAUAGAGGUUUUGAAAGAGGAAAGGGACAUGUUGAAGAAGAAGGGUGUGAAAAUUGAAGAGGAAGAGGGCGUUGGAGUGAGGAAAAACAGCUAUUUGCCGAUUAUAAAGGUUCAAGCAUUGGGGUCGAGUGUAGAGGUCAGCAUAGUUGUUGAGGUGUGUAGCAGUGACAGGUUUAGGAUCCAUGAUGUUGUAUUGGCUUUGCAAGAAGAAGGGGCCGAAAUUGUGAAUGCUAACUUCAACACCAUGGAUGAUAAGAUGAUCGCAGUUCUCCAUUGUCAGGUUAGCGAUUAUAGAGUGGGAUUCGACACAGGAAGGGUUUAUGAGAAACUAAGGACCUUGGUACAACGAAGUCUUUGACAGCAUACAGACCCUUGCACCCUGAAAAAAAAAAGAGAGAGAGGAAAAGAGCUUACCAAGCCAAGACCUCCGUCUUUGCAUCUUCAAAUGUGCAAAUUUCUAUGAAAAUCAGUAAGCCCACAUCCGUGGCCACUGACUUUGUACAUAUAUAUCGGAGCAUUUCUACCUUAGGUAACAGACUAUAGGGUAGAGAUAUAUAUAGAGAGAAGGGAAGAGAGAGAUUUAUGUUGAAGUUCGAGUAGCGUUAUGAGUAUGUUGCCUCACAGCUUUCACUGCUAAUAAAACUCAGUGUGCUACUCCCUCCGGUUUCACCA
This is a messenger RNA of Amborella trichopoda, 983 nucleotides long. RefSeq names its product transcription factor bHLH162. Gene Ontology annotation, molecular function: protein dimerization activity; DNA-binding transcription factor activity, RNA polymerase II-specific; RNA polymerase II transcription regulatory region sequence-specific DNA binding. Gene Ontology annotation, cellular component: RNA polymerase II transcription regulator complex. The record is from RefSeq and is a predicted model, not a curated record. Gene Ontology annotation, biological process: regulation of transcription by RNA polymerase II. Lineage: Eukaryota; Viridiplantae; Streptophyta; Magnoliopsida; Amborellales; Amborellaceae.